Molecule: messenger RNA, 1771 nt
Organism: Thunnus maccoyii (southern bluefin tuna)
Lineage: Eukaryota; Metazoa; Chordata; Actinopteri; Scombriformes; Scombridae
Product: hyaluronan and proteoglycan link protein 1-like
Exons: 4
Coding region: 1-1044 (347 amino acids)
Biological process (GO): cell adhesion
Molecular function (GO): hyaluronic acid binding
Source: RefSeq, a predicted model, not a curated record
AUGACAAGUCUGCUGUGCAUCACUAUAUUCUCCCUGACCCUGGCUGGCAGUGUGUACAGUCAAAUGACGACUACUCCUGCACCAAUAUCAGCUUUUCCAACUUUUACGAAGGUUUUUGCUGAGCUUGGUGCCAAUGUCACUUUGCCCUGCCGGUACCUGGCCAAAGACAGCUAUGCCUUUGGUAUCGUUGGUGGUAUCCGAAUCAAAUGGACCAAGGUAGCGGAGGAUGAGGCUCUGAAUGAGGAGGUGCUGACUUCUAUGGGGUUCCACAGGAACACCUAUGGAAACUUCGUGGACCGUGUCUUUCUGCAGGAGCAAGACAAUGAAGAUGCCUCCCUAAUAAUGACUGACCUCUCCGUGGAUGACACGGGAAAGUACCGCUGUGAGAUCAUCAAUGGGAUGGAUGACAUAAUGCAAGAUGUUUUCUUGGAGGUGCAAGCUAGCAAAAUUGAUGGCAUUGUGUUCCCAUACUCCCCCUAUGAAGGCCGCUACAACCUGAACUUCCAAGACGCUGUGCAGGCCUGCACGGACCAGGAUGCUGUGAUUGCCACCUUUGACCAGCUGUUUGAGGCCUGGAAAGGUGGCCUGGACUGGUGCAAUGCUGGCUGGCUGGAUGAUGGCACAGUGCAGUAUCCAAUCACCAAACCAAGAGGGCCUUGCGGUGGUUCCAACAACGGGCCUGGCCUUAGAAACUAUGGUCGGCGUAACAAGUUGAGCCAGUACGAUGUGUUCUGCUUUGCUUCUGCAUUGAAGGGAACUUUCUACUGGCUGGUCCAGCCAGAAAGGCUGACCUUUCACGAGGCUGUGCAGGCAUGCUUAGACGAUGGUUCAGAGAUCGCUAAGGUGGGCCAGAUGUACUCUGCCUGGAAGCUGGAAGGCUACGAUCGCUGCGAUGCUGGCUGGUUGGCUGAUGGUAGUGUCCGCUACCCUAUCUCCAGGCCCCGCAAGAACUGCAGCCCCACCGAAGCUGCAGUGCGCUUUGUUGGAUUCCCAGACAGGGAUCAAAAGCUCUAUGGCGUCUAUUGCUUCAAGGCUUAUCAGUGAAGGGGUAGAGGAGAGUAGGGAAGCCAUAACCACCAAAGAGCAGCAACAACCACAACCAGUAAAAUCAACAAUAAAGCAGAUACGCUUUGGAUCUUAACUAGCAUGAUUUCAACACCUUUCAGAAACUGUGAUAACCUUUUUAACUCCUAGAAAACAAAUACUGUACACUUUACAUCCAUAUGCGAUGAUUGACAAAAUACUUUGUAGCCAUUGAGUUUUGUUUUUCUCUAACUGUGCAUUCAUUAAUUUUACAGACUGUUGGGUAAAGGGCAACAGUGUUAAAGUGACAGAGACAAGAACUUGAUGGUUGAGAGACAUCAUCUAAGUUUGGUUUGUCUUCCACAGAAUGAUUAGAUGUGUGAAGUUCAAGGUUUAGAGCAGGUAUGCUCAUGUGCAGAUGUUAGUUGUUGCUUUAAAAUUUGUCUAAAGAACAAAACAUUGUGAUACAUAUCUCAAUUAUCAUUUCAUAGAAAUACCAUAAAUUGAUUACAGAGUCAUGAGCAUAACCUGACAACCACUGUUGAGCUAUUGGAGGUGUUCAUUUUCAUAUCUUUAACUGCAAAAAAAGGCUCUUCAACCUGAGGAGUUGUGAUUAAAUUUACUGUUUAACGAGAAAGUGAAUGUAAAAUGUCUUGGACUGUGACCUAUUCUGCAGUGAUAGCUCCCAUUAGAUCAAUUCCCAAUUACAAUUUGAAAGACAUUUACUGAACAAAAUGUUUUUACUUUU